AUGGGCCAAGGAAACUCGUCACAAAUUAGUCACUACGAAGAAAGCCAAGCCAUAACCAAGAUAUUUGACGGAUUUUCUACACUUCUGCGGUUGCAGAUAAAAGAACAAGACCGUGCUAUUGAAAAAAUUUCUUCAAGAUUGGAUCAGCUGGAGAAAUCGGUUUUCAACAUUCAGCAGGAUUUGAAUGUGUUAAAGAGCACAAGACCAGUUACCUCCCAUUCCAGCUUCGGAAGCAAUUCUCAACAACAAUUUAGCACAUCUGGCUAUGGAAUUGUCAAUCCUUCUCUGAAUUCACAAGUGAACACUACAAACUUCUCUCCACAAUACAGAGUUAUAUACCCAGUCCAGAAUAAUGUUUCUCAUCAUUCAUCAACCUCCUCACAUUUUCCUGCAUUUUCACAGUCGUCAUCGACGAACAAAACACCCCCAGUUGCGCCACCUCCCGAAGUGUUAGGCACCGUAACAUUUGUAUACAACAACGACUAUGAGCCAGAUUUAUUAACCAUGUCCGUAAAAAAGUUUGCUGAUGAAAUGAAAACAUGUUUUGGCAGCAAAGGGAUUCAUUUUGCAACAAAAUCCGAGAUCAAAGAAGGUGGAAAGAAAUAUGUAAAUGUUUCUUUUAUGGAUCAGUCAUCAUUUUGUUCGGGUAUUCACCCAAGCAGUGCAUCUGGGAAAGAAUUAGUCAUAUUUGUAUGUAUUAGAAAAAGUGACUCUAGAGAAACCAGGUUGGACAUGACAAAGCUGUUCCCUGAAAUAAGUGAAUGGAUGGCAAGCACAAAUCACACCAAGAACAACGUAACAGAUGGUACUGGAUACCUGUUUGUUAAAUUUCAGAAUUACAAGUCAGUACAAGAAGCAGGAAACUCUGAGUAUCAAGAGUUAACACCUUUCCAAGAGUUAGAGAUCGCUAAUAAGGAACAUUUCACCUCGUGUGCGAUGGGGUAUUUUGAAGUCCCUUUCUCAUUCCUUAAGAAAGAUUUGCUUGUCUAUUCUGUUCCCCAUACUUUUCAAACUGCUGUUCAUUCGUUCUUCAUCACCAACAAAUGA
Naegleria lovaniensis is the source of this 1047-nucleotide messenger RNA. RefSeq lists its product as uncharacterized. NCBI's taxonomy places the organism in Eukaryota, Heterolobosea, Eutetramitea, Acrasida, Naegleriidae. The record is from RefSeq and is a predicted model, not a curated record. The coding region runs from base 1 to 1047 and encodes 348 amino acids. The transcript has a single exon.